AUGGCGAGCCUCUCUGGGCGCCUCACUGGAUCAGAAGGGCAGAGGACACCCUGCUGGAUCUGGAGGAGUGGAAGUCAAUGGCGGGUCUGCGAGGGCGGCGUUCAGCGGUGGUGGACGGAGGGUGUUGAGCGGUGGUGGAGGACGGCCUUCAGCGGUGGUGGACGGACGGCCUUCAGCGGUGGUGGACGGAGGGUGUUGAGCGGUGGUGGACGGAGGGUGUUGAGCGGUGGUGGACGGACGGCCUUCAGCGGUGGUGGACGUGUCUUAGUCCAAAUUGCCAUCGUUUCUCAUCAGAAUUCCCAGUCUCACUCUUGUCACCAGGCUGGAGUGCAUUGGCGCGAUCUUGGCUCACUGCAACCUCUGCCUCCCGGGUUCAAGCGAUUCUCCUGCCUCAGCCUCCCGAGUAGCUGGAACUACAGGUGCUGGACAAAGAUCAGACCAGAUGUGAGGAAUGCUGAAAAUGAAAGUGACCGAGGAAGCACUCUGGAGAGCACCAGGGGAGUGGUGAAAACCCCACAGAGCAAUGAAAUCCAGGACAGCACCAUAGCAAGGGGAAUGAGGAAGCCUGCCUUUGCAACACCGUUUCCCCCAUGGGGAUCAGCUCAGAGUCAGGAGGAAAUUAAUCUUACAGUUAAAAGCUACCAUUUUUCAGGGAGCAGUUCAACUCCUCUACAGAAGAAUGACCUUGAACACGUGUCCUAUAACAGUUCUGCAAGCUAGGAAGACCAAGACCAUGGCCCUGGCAUCUAGGCAGGGAGCUUCAUGCUGUGUCAUCUCCUGGUGAAAGGCCGAAAGGCAAGAU
This is a messenger RNA of Pan troglodytes (chimpanzee), 802 nucleotides long. RefSeq lists its product as uncharacterized. NCBI's taxonomy places the organism in Eukaryota, Metazoa, Chordata, Mammalia, Primates, Hominidae. The coding region runs from base 1 to 720 and encodes 239 amino acids. The record is from RefSeq and is a predicted model, not a curated record. The transcript has 7 exons.